UCCUAGAAAGGGCGGUGACUGCUGGUGCGUGCAAACAGAAACAGCAUCGUCAACAGUACGGUCGAUGUUCAUAGAACUGCAUUAAGUUCCUACAUAUCUGACUGAUUUUAUAGCCCUGUUCCGUCAUCCUUAAAAAAACAAAAACUAAAAAACUAAACAAAACGAAUCUCCCUUUUAAACAACUUUUUAAAAGCCCCCGGACAGGGUAAAUAUGGGGAAUUGCUACACGGUGGGACCAAACGAAGCCUUGGUGGUAUCAGGUGGCUGCUGUGGCUCAGACGAGAAGAGCUAUACAGUGGGAGGAUGGGCCUGGGCAUGGUGGCUUAUCACCGAUAUACAGAAACUCUCUCUGGAGAUUAUGACCAUCCUCUGUCGCUGCGAGAAUAUCGAAACUUCGGAGGGUGUCCCCUUGGAUGUGACAGGGGUCGCUCAGGUGAAGGUCAUGAACGACAAAGAGUUGCUGGGUUAUGCUUGUGAGCAGUUCCUAGGGAAGACAGUGGCAGAGAUUAAAAGUGUAAUUCUGCAAACACUGGAAGGUCAUUUACGCUCUAUUCUGGGGACUCUGACGGUGGAGCAGAUCUACCAGGAUAGAGAUCAGUUUGCCAAGCUGGUAAGGGAGGUGGCAGCCCCUGAUGUGGGCAGGAUGGGUAUUGAGAUCCUCAGCUUUACUAUUAAGGAUGUCUAUGAUAAGGUGGAAUAUCUGAGCUCUUUGGGUAAAUCUCAGACUGCUGCUGUUCAGAGAGAUGCUGAUAUUGGAGUGGCCGAGGCAGAGAGAGAUGCUGGGAUCAGGGAAGCAGAUUGCAAGAAAGAGAUGAUGGAUGUGAAGUUCCAAGCUGAUACAAAAAUGGCAGACUCAAAGCGAGAGCUGGAGAUGCAGAAAGCUGCUUUCAAUCAAGAAGUGAACACAAAGAAAGCUGAGGCGCAGUUGGCCUAUGAGCUUCAGGCGGCAAAAGAGCAGCAGAAGAUCCGAUUGGAGGAGAUUGAGAUUGAGGUGGUUCAGAGGAAGAAGCAGAUUUCCAUUGAGGAAAAGGAGAUUGUCAGGACAGAUAAAGAACUGAUUGCCACUGUGAAGAGACCAGCUGAGGCUGAAGCCUACAGGAUGCAGCAGCUUGCAGAGGCAAACAAGAUGAAGAAGGUGUUGACGGCACAGGCUGAAGCGGAGAAGAUCAAGCGCAUUGGAGAAGCAGAGGCCGGUUCAAUUGAAGCUGUGGGUAAAGCUGAAGCUGAGAAGAUGAGGCUCAAAGCUGAAGCUUAUCAGCAGUACGGGGACGCUGCAAAGACUGCUCUCGUCCUAGAGGCUCUACCACAGAUUGCUGGGAAGGUUGCGGCACCCUUGGCCCGUACCAAUGAGAUUGUGAUCCUAAGUGGAGAUGGUGGCCGUGUAACUGGGGAAGUGAAUCGGCUGCUGGCUGAACUUCCUGUUUCUGUAAAUGCCCUCACGGGAGUGGAUCUGUCCAAGAUGCCUUUGCUUCAGAAAAUGAUCAACCCUCAGGCAUGAGCACCCCCCUCCCCCCCUUUCCAACACAUCAGUUACGUGCAUUUCAACAUUGAUUGCUUUGAAAGAAAAAAAAAAAACAUUUGAAAGCAGUUUUCUUUCUACUGAAAUGAGGAAUUGAUAUUCUAGACCCCUGGUGCCUUACCUCUGCAGGACCUGAUUGUCUGCAUGUGCCCUUUUUAGCCUUGUUUGGUCAUGUUUUUCUUUUUAUUUGUCAUUUUUGUUUAAACAAAGUACCUCAUCACUAUUAUUCUGUUAAUCACAGAGUCGUUUCAUAAAAUUCACAAGUGAACAACUGCAGAUCUUUUUAUAUCCUGAUCUUGCAGAUUAGAAAAUAUUCCCAUUUGUGGUGGGUGGCUGAGAUUGUCACCACGGUUACAUUUAUGCAAUGUAUGAAGUUAUAUAUAAGUAUAGAAGAGUCAUUAGAUUUGAGCAUGUUUAGUCAUUUGAUAACCGUACACAUUGUGUCAGGGCCAUUGAAAUCUGUAGUUAGGAGGGCUGACGUUUUUAUUGUAUCUAAAACCAGACAUUUAGACAGACUUUUAUUUAUAAAAGUGUCUUUGUACAAUUCAGACAUGAAGAGCUCAGACCUGUAGUUUUCUGUUUGAUUGUGGACAAUCAGUCUGCAUCAAAAGGGUUGUAGGGUCUACUCCAUGUGAUACAUAAUAAUUUUUGUAUGUAUAGGUUUUUUGUUUUUUUUUUUGUUUUACCAAUGUUUUUGCUUCAUUAGAUGCAUUAGUUUUAAAUCCUUUUAUUGCAGACAAACUAAUAUUAUAGAACCCUAUCUUAAACUGCCAGCAACAUCUAGAGGUUUUCUUAGAGAUAUAUGCACACUGUACAAUUGAUUUGAAAGUCUAUCACCUACAGUUUUUCUUUUAACAUUCAAAGUUAGUAGUUUUCCAAAGUCUAAUUCUUUCACUUUUGUUAAAACAAUGCCAUUAGUAGACUGCAACAGGAGAACUUGCUUUUUUUUUAUUAUCAAUAUUUUUUGGUAAAAUGUCAUAUGCCUGUAAAGGUACAGUUCCUGAAGUGUGUUUUUAAACUAAUCAAAGUCCAGGUCAUGUGAGUUAUGUCAGGUAUUUUAUAUGUGAAUUUAGAAUGUUAAACUUUUUUUUUCUUUUCCUGACACAUUUUUGACUGUGUUUUGUUAGUGUUUUGUAUUUAUUUUUUCCUCUCAUUAGAGUAAUAAAAGGUUUGCCAAACAUUUUACCAUCA
Myxocyprinus asiaticus (Chinese sucker) is the source of this 2710-nucleotide messenger RNA. Its product is annotated as flotillin-2a-like. The transcript is spliced from 11 exons. Gene Ontology annotation, biological process: regulation of myoblast differentiation; protein localization to plasma membrane. The coding region runs from base 212 to 1498 and encodes 428 amino acids. Gene Ontology annotation, cellular component: plasma membrane. The record is from RefSeq and is a predicted model, not a curated record. NCBI's taxonomy places the organism in Eukaryota, Metazoa, Chordata, Actinopteri, Cypriniformes, Catostomidae.